Molecule: messenger RNA, 7350 nt
Organism: Hemiscyllium ocellatum (epaulette shark)
Lineage: Eukaryota; Metazoa; Chordata; Chondrichthyes; Orectolobiformes; Hemiscylliidae
Gene: ppp1r26
Product: protein phosphatase 1, regulatory subunit 26
Exons: 2
Coding region: 330-4358 (1342 amino acids)
Biological process (GO): negative regulation of phosphatase activity
Molecular function (GO): protein phosphatase inhibitor activity
Source: RefSeq, a predicted model, not a curated record
CACUGACCCUGUGACAGUGCCCACUCCCUCAGCACUGACCCUCCGACGGAGCAACACUCCCUCAGCACUGACCCUCCGACAGUGCGGCACUCCCUCAGCACUGACCCUCCGACAGUGCGGCACUCCCUCAGCACUGACCCUCCGACAGUGCGGCACUCCCUCAGCACUGACCCUGUGACAGAGCGGGAGUACAGUCUGGAUCUCUCUGUGCUGAUCCUUCCCCUGAAGAAGAAGCUGUGAACAUUCGGAGCGGUGUGUGUGGCCGGACAGUGAGUGAUGUGAGUGGAGGAACUACAGGGACCACGUGUCUGGGAUGUCACCUCUCUGCUAUGAUGUUCUUCACGGGUUUGCCACCUGUCUCUGUGGUACAGACAGAUUGGCAUCCGUUUGGGGCGUCCCGAAACUUCAGCCUCCCUGUGAGCUUCUCUGACUCUGGAGAGGAGUUCUCUCUGCAGAGUGCUGUCAGCGUGGAUGUGAAAAUGAUCAUCGAAAACUUGCAAGCUACUGACUCAGCUUGUGCCAUGAACAGUGAACCCAGCAGCCAGGCACAAACAAACACAGCCCCAAAACGGCGAAGUGAGGGCAUGUUAGACAGAAGCUCCAUCAGAAUUUUAAAAGGGGCUGCUGUGGAAGAGCUGAAGCCUGCUUAUCCAUCCUGCACACUUGACACAGAGGAAUCCAACUUGGGUCGCUGCACCCUGGAUUCCGACAGUGAUGAGUCUGUCGACCGAGAUAUAGAAGAAGCAAUUCAGGAAUACUUGAAAAAGAAAACAGAAAAUCCAUCCUUCACUUCGAAAGCCAGUGGCACAAAUGUUCUCCCAGGGACACACACAGCCAUUGAGAAUUCUGCUGCAAAGAUCAGCAAUGGUAUUUCACAGGGAAACGAAGGAGUGAACCCACCCAAAAUUGCGAAUAUUGUCAGCCGAGAGCCUGCAGAAUCCAGAUGCUCUUCCCCCUGCAGUAUCAGCAGCAACGACUCCUUUGAACUGAGUAUACAGGCAGAGAUUGAAAGGUUCUUGCAGGAGAAGAGGAAUAGGGAGACUGGCAACAACAGCAGCCCCAAGAGCGAGGCUGUUUCUGUGGGGAGGACAGAGCAGAAAGAAAAUCUGGUGAAGGUAGGACAGAAGAAGAGAAAGAGGUGCAUCAAAUCCAGUGCAGGGACCCAGCGCAAUCCUGUUCCACAGCCAGUGAUCAACACAAACUCUCAGGUUGGCAACACUAAAUCAAGCCAGUUUAGGAAAUCUGAAGCUGUCUGCAGCAGUGAGAAAGGCAGUGAAGGAAACCCUAAGAGUUAUAAAAAUGUGGCUAGCAGGAAAAAGGCAAGAUCACGGCAUCGCUUUAAGGAACUCCACAAGAGCAGCAAUACCCAGUGGGGUCUCAGUGCUGAAUUCACUGAGUCAAAGGUGAAUCCUGUUAAUGCACAAGUAGAAUUGUCUGAUUCUAGCAGCGAUGAUGGGAUUGAAGAAGCCAUUCAACUUUACCAAUUGGAACAAAAGAAAGGGAAAACUAAGGAUGUAGCCUUUGUCCUUGGCUUAUUACCUCACAAGUCCCCUCAAAAAUAUGCUGAUAUGACUUCUCCUAUGAGAAGCAGAGAGAAAGAAAGACUGCAGACAGCUAUGAGCAAGAGAAAUUGUAUCCCGAAGCCUGGGCGACCCUGUCCUGCCAACCUUUCUGAUACUGACACGAGUGACAGUGAUGACUGUUUAAUACAAACCGAGAGAAAUACCACAGAUUCCAGGCUUGGUUGGAAAGAAACAUUUCAGUCUGAGACUCUGUCAGAAUCUUCCCCAAAAUGGGAAAGGUCUCUUAUGACCAAAGUGCAGUCACCUGCAGACAGUAUAUUAGGUGGUGCUCCUUCAGAAAAGGGGGAGCAUGCGGGCAAAGGCAAGACAAGCUGUGAAUACACCAAUGUUGCCUCCAAGCAGGUCACGCUUUCUUCAGAUAGUGAAAGCAGUUCUGCAGACAGCAGUGACAGCAUUGAAAAAGAAAUUCAAAAUUACUUGGCUCUGAAAGCAAGCCAAAGCAGUCAGAAAUCCAGCAAAGUCAGGACUGAGAGUGAUCUGGACAGAAACUUCUCCCAAGAACCAAAGAUUGAAGACAAUCUGAACACCUCUCCAUCUUUGUUUAUUUCUUUGUCUUCGUCUUCAUCUCAGACAUCAUUGUUACAAAAGAAAAGACUGAAGAAUAAUGUCGGUUCUGGUCAUAAACUUGAAAAGGAGAAACUGAGAGAAAGUCAACCACAUGAGUCCAGUGUGGAAGCUCUUGUGUUAACUAACAAUUCAACUGUCACCUCCAAGAUUAAUCUUAAAGGUAGUUCAUCAGGGCAAACCAUACCUGACAUGAGUAACAUAUGGUACAGCAUGACUCUCAGUCAAAAUCAAGAGAAAUUGUCUCCCAAGGAUCGGGUUGGAGAGAAACAGUCCACUGUUAAGGCUGUCCAUGACUCUUGGCAGACAGAUGAGAAGAGUAGCUCACUGGAUAGUGACGAAGACUUGGAUAGAGCUACAAAGGAUCUCUUGCAAACCAGGAAGAAACUGGGGAAAAGAUCAAGAGAUAUGAAGAACCGGUGCAAGAAACGAGUGCGGUUUACAGGAGCAGAGGUUCUUACUUACUCUGAGCAAAGCACAGGAAUCGGUGACAAAACGCUCUGGACCACGGGAGAAGGCUACACUGUUAGCCACGGCCCCUUAAAAAGCUGCUUAUCAAAAAGUAACAAGAGCGCUUGCAGACGUUAUUUAGACUCGAAGAGUAAAGGGAAUAAGAAGACCGAAGAGCAUUCAGAUUGUGAAGGCAACAGCAAAAUGACCAGUAUCAGAAAUCUCAAGGUUGGUUUGUCGUGUGGUACUGCGUUCAGCACAGCUGAUGGGCAAACUUGGAAAAAUAUAACAAUUGAGAACAGCAGUUCUGCAGAUAGUGAUGAUGGGAUUGAGCAAGAAAUUCUGAAGUUCCUUGCUGAAAAGGCCCGAGCAAAUAGCAGGUUGAACGAGCCUACAGAUGAUCCAAACACGGUGCAUGGAUUUAAAAGACAAGAGGAGGAGAACAAACGGUCGGAAAUGACAGACUUGGACAGGACUCUGUCUACCCUCCCUCAACAAGCUGAGGGAUCUCACAGGGUUCAUAUGAAGGGGCCAUGUCGCUUGGAAGAUGAGCCCACAGCUGGGUAUUUUCAGAGAGAAGUGGAAAGGGCUGGGACUGAAAGCAAGACUAAUAUUAACCAGCAGGAUCUGCUACAGAACAUUUAUGGUACCUGUCGUGCACAGUGCCAGAAUGAAGACAAAUACACCUUAGGAGAACCACCAGCAACUUCCAAAACUGAGACUAAGGCUGGAAUUGUUCCAGGAAGUUUGCAAGUUGACAACAUAGUCUGCCCGGGGAAAGGAGUAUGUCGCAGUGAUGUCCUUGAGGACAAAAAGAUGACUACUAGCCUAGAGAACAUUCAGAGGAAAACAACGCAGUCCUUGGCUUCUGAACAGAGUGUGCCAUAUGUCAACUCCAAAUUGUUGCUAACAGGACAAUCUAAACCGCAAGCUGGCCAAAUCAGAUCGCCCAAGCAAACUGUAAAUAAAUUGUGGAAUACCUUCCAGACUGACUGUCUCAGUGACACUGAAUCAGUGAGCCAGGAGAAUGGAACCUGCAGAAGGGGACAGUAUUCCAGGGACAAUCGGUCAGGUCUUGGUCGUGGUACAAACCAAAGCUCACAAGCUGUGGUUAACACUCUCUCCCAUGUAGGCUGGGCAGGUCGUGCGAAAAUGAAGAGUGAGAAAGAUAAAAAUCAAGGUCAACCUUUAGCAUCUCUGCUGCCAUCAGUUGGUGCUCAGUGCAGUGAAGUGAGCCAGCUACCUAGUAUUGUAGGGCAAGAGCAAAGUGACCAUAAUUAUCAGAGUGGAAUGAAGAGUGAGGAGAGGGACUACAGUGAUGCGACAUGCACACACUCUAACUGUGAGACUUUGUAUCUCUGCGAAAUGUCAGGAGCGUGCAGCUGUUUGCCAAUUGGUGAACCUACCGUAGCCUCAGCCCACAAGGAAGGCAGCAGUGUAGAACAGAGAGUCGACAGUAUAGAAGCAGCAAGUGCAACAGAAACACUGAUUGCUGAGGAAGCUUCUAAAGGGGAGGCAAGCAGCAAGUGCAAGAGUGGAGGAACUGGGGUUACUCUCCUCAGCAUUCAGUGCCAGCCACUGAGCCAGACUUCGUCAGGAUCUAAGAUUGAGGAGCAAAACGACAAGGGUUCAAGAGCAGAGGAGGCAGCACAGGGGAACAGUCCUGAAGCUUUUUACGACAGAGCUAGCGAUCAUUCAGAUGAUGACAGUAGAGUGGACACUGACAGGUCAGGACUGCAGAGGCAGGGGGCUGAGGUGUAAGUAUGUUAUACAGUAGCACAUCUCUGAAUUUUUAUGAUACGGUCACAAUGUUCAGUCUAGAUUUCUUUGUGGGACAGGAAGGUUAUGGUAUGUAAGCUUCUGGAUUAAAUCAAUGUUGUUGAAGGUGUAUCUUUUAUACUCUGUUAAAAGUAAUUAAUUUGAUAAAGAAUACAGCUCUUUAGAUAAACAAAUUUCUUUUCAGAGCUGUAAGACCGUCCCCUUAUCCACCCAGUGAAAUAUGGUUGGGGUAGGCACUUUGUCUAGCUUCCAGUUCAAUCUCUGCAUUUGCAUCUCCCUAUCUCUAUGGACACAUUCCAGUCAUGAAGACCACUGCAGGACACACUGUUGUUCCAUUCAGUGAUACUGAAGCAGCCUAGCAUGAGUUCAGCAUUUCAUAAAGACCUGUGAUGAGCUAAUUGCUUAGAGCCAGGGAUGUACCAGCCAGCCUCAGCAUCAUGGAGGUUAUCAGAGGGAAGGGACCAGCCCCAGUCAGUGCUCCUGCUCUGGGAUAGGGACAGAGUGGAUGCUCUCCUCCAUUGCCUCCUGUGGGCUCACAGGUGAAUGACAGUCAGAGAUGACAGUUGAGAUGACAAUAGGGCCAUAUAUCUUGAAUAGAAAUUACACCCUUGAGUUUUUUUGAACGUGCUUGCUGACACCUUCUGUGUUCAAGCUUUCUUUCAUCCCUGGAGACUAACAAGGCUGUGUUUAGCUGUGCUUCAAUUUGAAACUGGCAGCAUGUGACUCAGGACCCUGUGAAGGGGAAGGGGGUGAGCAACAUGACCGAUCCUGCAAGGGGGCAUUAAUUUUAUGUGUUUUUGUGUGUCAGUGAUUCUGUGUACACAGGUGCCUGUGGAGAUUAGGAAUAUAGAUGUUGAGAAAUCAGGUAUUUCUGUUUUCUGCAGUGAGACUAUGUGUAAGGGCUGAAUGCUCCUAGGUCAGUUACAGCAUAGGCAGGUACAGAGUAAAGCCCCAUCUGCCCUACUCCCAACAAUGUGCCUUAAUUCUCUAAGCACUUCAUGCCCUACUGUACACAAGUGUAAUAGCUUGUCAUUUCCUGUGCACUAGCCAUCUUUUGUAGACCCUCAGAACUGAGAUUGCUGAUCCUUCUGUCAGACUAUGGGCAGUCAGUGGCUGGAACCUACUUGCCCCUCAGUAUGGCCACCUGCGUCGGUCUGACCAAGGUGAGAAUCUCUGUUUCACACCGAUUGCUGUAGAUUCGGAACCUACAUUCUCAUUGACAAUAUUCACUGGAUCAUGGGUUCUAAUUCAGUUAGUGAAGGUGGAGCCUGACAACUCUGAUUGUUUUUAUUCCAGUUACCUGUGUUAUUUUGAAUAUGUUGUUUUGUGAUUAAUUUUAUUUCCAAAAGAGACCUGAGGGAUUGGGGUCUCCUUUACCCUAAGCUACUUGGCAAUGUCAGCAUUGGUGAGCAAUCUCUGAUUUGGGAGUAACUUCAUUGAAAAGAAAAAUAGGCCCCACAAGUUUACAUUGACCUGAGGCUGAUGUUUGGCCUUUGGCUAACUGCAGGAACUCUCAUUACCACACACUCAUUCUGUAAAGAUUUAACAGCUAAACUUUACUGCAGAGGUUUUCAAAUGGAGUGGGAAACGCUUUUGACACCAAAAUAAAUAAUCUUUCUUCCCCUACCUUUCAUUGACUUAGCAAAUCUCAGGCAAGGGUAGGCACUGCUAGGAUCGGAAGGGGAGGUAUCUGAAUACCAUUCAGCUGAAAAUUGGCUUAGCUAUGAUACCCUCUGGCCUAUAACACUCAGGGUGAGGUAUUGUGGGGCAAUCAACAUGUGUAGAAAAAUACUGCAGGAAUGGAGGGAAGAGCAGUUAAGCAAAUUUUGAUUUUAUAGAAAGCCAAUGUUGGUUCAGGGCAUAGAUAUAUAUGCAGACAAACACGCACUGGAAGCAAAAUCUGUAUUUUCUCUGACUUUGAUAUUGAAAUGUGAAAUCUGUACAGAUGGUUCAUACUCCAAGAGUAUAGGCUUGCAUUGAAUUUAAUGAGUUCUCUUAAUUUUUUAGCUCUUUAUAUGUAUAUGUGAAGUCAAACAUCAUUAUGCUGCAAAAUCCCACUGAGCAACCCAUAAUUAGGUUUAAAUGUAUGGGUUCCAACCCUCUCUGAUUCUGUACACCGCAUUGUCACAGAGAUUCAAUCAGGAAAACUAACAAAUAACAUUCCUGAAGAAAACACCUUCUCUCAUUAGAAUGCGUAUAAGUGUUGUUCACAGUGAUUUUAUAAAAUGUGUGAACUGGCAUGAUGCAAAUAACUUGAGGAAGAUUUAUUCUGUGCUGUCUCUAUCAACCCAAAAUGACAGUAUAACUCAUCAGUAGAAUUCUGACCGACUGAGUCUGGAGAGAGCAUGUCUUUGAUUUACAUUUCUCUGUGACAUAUCUAGAAAUACAUCCAGCGACUUACCUAGAAAUAGCAACCGAUUCCCUAGGAGCAGCCUGAUCAGAGUGGUAGCUGCAUCUUUCAAAACAGUGCAGUGGCUUUCCAUUCUUGUACAGCAGCACAAGUGAUGUGUCAGGGAGGUGUACAACAGCAGAGAGGUGACAGAUAGAAAUCUGGCAGGUCUCCAGGCUCCUCACAGCAACCUCACUGAUCCAGAGUUUGAUGACCUUUGGACUGGAUAGGCAUUCCAAUAGUUUUAGUACAAUUCCUGAUUUUGGGGUGAAGAUGUGUUCAAAGGCCUGUCCAGCAAUGCUGAUGAAUUAUUUAAAGUGGAAUUUAUUUCCCUGACGUUGUCAUUCUGAUUUAGUUCCGAUGACAGCACUGAUAUUGGAUAUUCUUUAUCAUCAGAAUGUUGCUCCUGUCUCUGUUUUACAUCCAUUUUUGUUUUUAGUGUACAUGUCGCCAAAUGCUGUCUUGUGAAAUUUGCUUCUGAUGUUGAAAGUACUCCUUAGUUUUUGCCUGAGGGGUAUUGAUGCACAUACUUUUUAACAAAUUUGUGAAAAUUAUUUAAAUUAUACAGUCUACAUGACAUUUACC